Messenger RNA from Echinococcus granulosus, 1092 nucleotides. RefSeq lists its product as hypothetical. Lineage: Eukaryota; Metazoa; Platyhelminthes; Cestoda; Cyclophyllidea; Taeniidae. The transcript is spliced from 6 exons. The record is from RefSeq and is a predicted model, not a curated record. The coding region runs from base 1 to 1092 and encodes 363 amino acids.
AUGUACAAUCGAGUCGGGUUUUUGCGCUCCAUUUUUCUGCAUACCAAGCGUACAUUGUACCAGGAUGUUAAACCUCAUUCAAAGCUCCUAAUUAAAAGCGCGUCUCCAUUAGAGGUUUCGAGCCUUCCAGCGUAUGAAGCUGAACGCAGCUCCGUCCUAUUACCUGACUCCUCGGUGUUUCGAGUUGAUGAUGGUUGGAAAAUUACUCAAACAACUGAAUCACGUCCUUCAAAAGACUACAUUAAUAAAAUACGAGUUCCCGCGAUGCGAGAUGUCGAGAUAAUCCAGAGCAGCUGUGAUCACGUCUCUCUUGUAAAUUAUGAGGGUCUAAAAGCCCUGAUUAAGUCAUUUGGUCCCGUUAGCUAUGCAAAACUGAAACUGUCUGAUUUUUCCAUCAAAUCGGACGGAAAUGUAGUUGGUUCGGGGCAUCUGGAGGGAAACUUUGAUCUCGUUACGAACGGUUCCUUCACUGCUGACAAUAUCACCGGUCAGUCGAUCGGAAUUCUUUUCGGCGGGACCAACCUCGCUGUCCAUUCCGCUUACUGUGACACAAUGAAUCUCAGUUGGAUCACUCCAGAAGAACCUCCAGAUGGAGUCACACCAGUCGAAUUACCUCCGCUCAGCGUCUACUUCGGAACACUGCGUGGCGCCAUUACCAUUGAAAUCGCCGGUGAUGCCGACCUCAAUAUUGGCAGUUUUGAGGGCUCUCUCUACUUACGUCAGCGGUUUGGUAACGUCGCCGUACACAUAGGUGGCCCCUGCCCGCUUCUAGAAAUCGAUGUCGCCGAAGGCAACGUAGAACUAAGCCUUCCACUCUCCACGGUUGGUGGAAAAAUUUCCGGUGCUGUAGAAGUUCAGGCUCCUCAAAUUCAUAUCGACCGAGACGCCCUUUAUCCUGAUAGUCUCGACAACUGGGAGCUUGGUGAAGUUGCGGAGGCACAAACCUUCUGCGCUAACUUUAACAAUCCUGAGACGGAUUGCGAGACCCUCUGGAGAGUGCGCACUCUGCGCGGACGCGUCAAACUGACGGGCGCUUCAUGGGCGGAUGCAAUGGCAAGAUGUAUUGAACGCACCACUACAACCAUGCCCUAG